This is a messenger RNA of Rana temporaria (common frog), 5967 nucleotides long. It is a transcript of the gene AJM1, whose product is annotated as apical junction component 1 homolog. The coding region runs from base 304 to 3579 and encodes 1091 amino acids. The record is from RefSeq and is a predicted model, not a curated record. NCBI's taxonomy places the organism in Eukaryota, Metazoa, Chordata, Amphibia, Anura, Ranidae. Gene Ontology annotation, cellular component: apical junction complex; plasma membrane. The transcript has a single exon. Gene Ontology annotation, biological process: cell-cell junction organization.
GUGAAAGGGUAGAGCUUAAUUUUAAUUUAAGCAAAAGUCAAAUUGCAAUGUACAGCCUGGGCUUAGGCUAUAAAGAGAUGCCACAGGAAUGUACCGAUUGAUUUGAAGACUAAUACAAAACUACUUGCAGGCCCCACUAGAUGCUGCACUUUCAGCAUUGUUGUUACCUAAGAAUCGUCGUGCUUUUGGUCUCUUUGGGAGGAAAUGUUUCCACAAAAAAAAAAACUGAUUCUUCUUUGUUUUCUGCAGAUCAGCAUUGAGAUGAGGUGAACACAAACUACGCCACGACUGCGUUACAUUAAAAUGACACGAACAGACCCACCUGACAUACUCGUGUCUACAGUUUACCAAGACGUUAAGGUGAGCCUGAGCACUGAUUCUCAAAUCUGUGGUUCACCUGCACAAUGUGACAGCUUCAUGUCCAACCACAAGGACCUCAGUCAGCCACCAUUCAACAAAAGGCACUGCCGCAGCUUCGACUUUCUUGAAUCUCUAGAUGACCAGUUAACCAACGCUCCAGCCAUGGAUGCCUACCAACGAGGAGCUCGCAGGCGUGCUGACACACCAGAACCAUCAAAUCAACCUGUAGUGAGGAAGUCCACUUCCAGGGCUGACCCACAAUACACUUCUCAGGGGGUGGACACCUCAAAGGAAGCAGGAAAAGAACCAAGGAGACGUCCAAGAUCAAAGAGUGCUCCAAGAGUCAAAACCGCCUUCACCUCAGUUCCCAUACAGAUGUCUUCAUCACAGUCCCCACCACCCACUGCCAGGAGAGGCAGGGAGGCUGUGAGGGUUUCAAGAGAGCCCCAGAAAUCUGUAGCCUCUCCAAAACGAGAAGUCACAUAUGCUCCUACCAAGGUAUUAAUGAAUGAGGUCCAUCCCAUAAAAUUACAACCCCAGCGCAACAGUGCAAGCCGCAUCUCUCCAUUGUGCAUUAGCAAUAACUGCAUGGAAGAACCCCAAGGUGGGAAGCCAAUCUCAAGUCCCCAUGUGCGUUGCCGGGUUGACAUAAAGCCUGAUGAUGCCGUUAUUCAGCAUGCUGCUUAUGCUUCAAAACCCAACCAGGCUUGGGGGGAGGCUCAGCAUUUUACAAGGCAGCCAGGCACCCCUAGGAGCUUAGCAGUGCCAAAUGCAAGACUGAUGUCUGUGUCUCGCACACCCACACCUAGUGAUUCCUACAGUGUUGAUCCAAGAAUGACCCACUAUGCUUGCACUCCAGGGCAGGAAAUGUAUGGAACUGAUGCGCGAGGAAUGCCAUACCAAAGUGUUGCUUCACCAAGGGAUUUUUCACAGUACAGUACCCGGGACUGUGGACAAUAUGUCAGCCCCACCAUCCCCACUGCUUACUUUUACACUGAGGAAGAUGGCAACUUUAGCCAAAUCCCUGUUAAACCAAGGGGAUAUUAUCCUCGUCCUUAUCCUGAACCUGGGGUUCCCACACACCAAUAUUAUGAAGAAAAUCCCCUUGUACAACCCAGAGCCUACUAUAUAGAAGACCCCAGAACGUAUCCUAUCCAGGAAGCUUCAUUAAGGACGUUUUAUAGUGAUGAUCCCCGUUUUUACCCUCCUCGUACUGCCCAAGCCAAAAGUCUUUAUAAUGAAGACAUGAGGUCUUAUCCACUCCAGAGUACAUCGUCAAAACUUUAUUACUCAGAGGAUAUUGCAAAAUAUUCUGAAAGGGAAGCGCUAUCUAGGACAUAUCCAUAUCCCAGAACUACUCAGCAGCCUCUUCAAUUCAGUGAAUGGUAUUUUCCUGAUCAAAGUCCAAUAUCUUACCAAACCAUUCAAAUGCCAUCAUUUCCCACACAAACAGCAAGUAGAGAAGCAAUGUUAUCAUCUUGGCAUGCUUCUUACAGCAUGAACCAGCAAAGACUUGGGACUGAUUCCAGAAACUAUUCCAGGUCUUGGGACAACAUUUUAAACACUGGUGGGCGCAAAGAGGACCCACUUUCACGAGGUCGCAGCUAUGAAAACCUGUUGUGCCGUGAACGAUGUGCCUUAUCGCCAGAUGAUAGACGCCAGCCUGUGGUUGUUAAUCUUUCCUGCUCUCCCAAGCGCUAUGCUGCCCUCUCACUCUCAGAGAACUCUAUUUUGGAGAAAGUCCAUACAGAUGGUGGCACUGGGAGGUACACCAUGGGCCGAUCUUGGUUUGUUACCCCAGAGAUUACCAUUACAGACAAUGACUUGAGAGCUAACGGAGUGGGAAGAAAUGAGCGCCGCUCUGCUAGCUGGGAUGUGAUAGAUUCAGGAGUCUCUCCACCCACCUAUCCAACACAUGUCCCCUACCCUACCAAAGAGAAGAUGACAAGCAGGUCUUCCCGUCACCGCAGCCUGGAGCAACUUGAUGAACUUAUUGCUGAUCUAGUGAUAGAUUAUAAACCACCAUCAAGCCGUCGUCCUAGUGAAACAGAUGCAUUGGCUGAUCAGUUGAGGAAGCUUAUUAAGGAAGACAUGAUAGGGAUACCAAGAAAACCAGAGUCCUAUGGGCAGAUGUCUCAUCUUCUUCAAAACCACCCCCUUAAAGAACAGCCAACUCCCACCUUCCCUGAGUCCCACAGAGGUCAGCGAAGGGGUGCUUUCCCUGAGGUGCCAGUGUCAAGUCCUCAUAAGCCCUUAGAGGACUGUUCACCAGAUCUCAGUGCCGACGAAGAUGACCUAUUAACCUGUUCUAAUGCCAAGUGCAGACGCACUGAAACUAUGUUUAAUGCUUGCCUCUACUUUAAGUCUUGCCAUAGCUGCUACACCUACUACUGUUCCCGUAACUGCCGACGAGAGGACUGGGAUAUACAUAAAGAAAGCUGCAUCUAUGGGCGUAUGGGCAGUGUUUGUCGACAUGUGCUCAAAUUUUGCAGAGAGAACACUGAGGUCCACAAAGCCUUCUCUCGAAUUGCCAAGGUGGGCUAUCUGUCCAGAGGAAGGGGGGUGCUUUUUCUUGGCUUCCCCAAUCCAGGAUCUGCAGAUAAUUUUCUUCAGUUAGGACUGGAGGGCCUGCUCAUGUCUCCCACCUAUCUGUCUCUGAGGGAACUUGAGAGCUACUCAGAUAACCUCGGAGAACAUGCCAAGGAAUUGCAAAUAGCUGGCAAUCAGUAUGACCCUGAGGAAUGUUUCAUAUUGAAUGUAACUGUGGCUGUGGGACAAAGUGGCCAGGAUCGGCUGUCGUCCAGAGCCCACCAUGUACCCACCAUCCGCAAGUAUGCCAAAAUAGCCUUAGCCUCUUCUAGUCCAGAGAGGAAGAUCACAAAAAAGGAAAAGGACAUGGAGACUCUUAUACUUACCCCACCUCCUGGAACCGCUGAUUUGGAUAAAGAUGGGGAGGAGGGUAGGAAAGCCAGGGAAGUUUGCUUUAUACAUAUCCAGAGGGAACUAAGGAUCAGGGGGGUCUUCCUACGCCACGAGUAUCCUAAGAUCUACCAGCAGCUGUGUGAGUUUGUGGAGAACAAUAAAAGAUUUACACCCACGACCAUCUACCCCAUUGAUAGAAGGACUGGCAAGCAAUUCAUGUGCAUGAUCAUGGCAGCUUCAGAACCCAGGACUCUUGAUUGGGUUGCCAGUCCAAACCUUUUGGAUGACCUCAUGUGAGAUUGGUUUUCAGAAAUAACACACUUCAAUGACUUUUGGCUCCUAGUUUUGUAGUUUACGUUAUCUUUUGUAUCAGGAGCCAUCUUAUGAUACAGCUUUUUUCGAUAAAAUAUAAAACUGUGGGUAUCAGCCGUAAUGAGUUGAUUAAAGCAUAGGUAGAGGACAUUGAACUUCAAAAACAUUCAGAAGGCAUGCAGUAAGAUACAAAUCGUGGCACUGAGAGAACUGUGACAUCUCUCAUGCACCAAAGGCCACAACCACAUAAACUAGUGGCUUUUUAUAUAUAUAUAUAUAUAUAGAAUUACGGAAUAGUUUAUUUUAUAGUAAGAUGAUAUGGUAGUUUGCUAUUUAAUACUAUAUACAGUGUCGGACUGGCUAAAAAACCUACCAGAGGAUCCUUUAGUGGACCUUGGAUAUAUAAAUGGGCCCCUACAAUGCAUUUGACACUAGGAAAAUAUUUUUUAAAAGUGUAAUUUAUUGCUUUUCAAACAAGUGGGUGAUGAAUAAAUGCAUUAAUAAUUAACUAAAUAACUAAUUUAGAUUAGUGUGUAUUUAUGUGUAUUUAUGGUUUUAAAUAUCUAUAUUGCAAAAAUAUUUUUAUUUUAAGGUUGGUCCUUGGUGGGCAAUGUAUACCCCAGUCCGACACUACAUAUACAGGGUGGUCAAAGUUAAAAGACCCUUUAUACCUUUACAUUAAAUGCUUCUUUGGGUUAUAUUGCCAUCUUUAAAACGUCACUCUGUCUUCCCUGGGGAAGGUCAAAUGCUAGGAGCUAGGGAAUCCUACUGAACUGCUAGGCACUCCCCUUUGUAAGCCACCAUUGCCCUUGUUUUAGUCAACAUCUUCAACAGUACCUUGACAUAAUUGCUUUAAAACUGAAGCUACAUUUCCUAGUUCUACAAACUGUGGGCACAAUGUAUAACCUUGAGUAGAAGGUGACCCUUUACGUGGGUCAUGGUUCUGAUAUUAAGAUUAGAGGUGAUAAUUUCAUUGGUGCCUUGUUUAGGGCAAGGAUUUUGGAAAUGGACUGUAUUUUCCAUAAAGAAACUUGUGGGCUAGUCCUAGAACAGAAGCAUUAAAGGGGGUGACACCAAGCCUCAAAAUAUGCAAGUUUCCCAUUAUCUUAUUCUGUUCAUUGAUUUCCAAGUUUAGCAUCAAAGCUGUAGAGGGAAUGGGGUGCAGGGAAUGCUGAGAGGGGUCAACAGGCUUAGUGCAUGGGGGUCAAACUCAAUUUCAUUUUGGGCCGCAUCAGCAGUAUGGUUGUCCUUGAAGGGUCAGUUGUAUCUGCGUUUAGGAGUGCAUUAUGUACAGAGUGUAGGGUUCAGGAGUGCGUUACCUACAGAGUGCAGUUCCAGGGGUGCCCUAUGCACAGAGUGCAGGGUUCAGUGGUGUGAUAUGUAGAGAGUGCAGGGUUUUGGAGUGCGUUAGUACCUCCCUGCCUCCCUCCCCGGUGAGAGCCAGAGGCGGUGAAAUGGAGUUCCGCCAUGUUCCUGCUGCAAAACUGGGUGUGAGGGCUGCAUUCAACCCACUGGGCUUGUGUUUGACAUAUGUGGCUUAGUGCAUUCUAGAAAAGCAUAUUUUUUCUCUUGUUUGCUGAUCUGUUCAGCUGAAAAGUCAGACUGCAUGCUGACCUCGCAUGCUGCAUUCUAGCUGCAUUUUACCAAAAUAAUUACUUGACAAAAGGGGCAGAGCAUCAAUAAAGGACAGUACCAUUCAGGUGUUCCAAGAGUACCAGUAAAUAGGGCUCUAUACUGGACUGGAUUUCCUGGCUCCCUAGACUUGAGCUGUUCCCAGGGAUGCAGGGUAGGUCUUUUAAGAUGGCAUAUUCCAGGGAGAUUUUAUCUAGGGAUAGAGUGGUCUUUUUAAAAUGAUGAUAUUCAAGGGGGUGUAUAUUUAGCUUUAACUGAAGUGUCAUAGCAUAAUUUAAAGCGAUAAAGUCAUGCCCACAUUGACUGCUUCCUUAAAAUGUUUUGUCCACAAACCAUUUUUACUUACUCAAUCGGAAGCACCUCUACUAUAGUAAUACAUAGAAGUAGAGGAGGUAUGUGCCAGUGGUGGUUUUCCAGAGACAAAAAUGGCUCACCUGUCAUUCAGCACCUCAAAACAUUGGUGUGACACCAAUCUACCACAUUAUUUCCCCUUACAGAAACCAUAUAUACGAAAAAGGUGAUUUGUAGUUUGGGAAGAAGGACAUUAUUGGAAAGUGCGAAUGGGCACAUAAGCCAACUUUCUUAAAAAAACACUAUAAUAAUAAUCAUAAUAUAAAAAUGGCAAUGUUUCCUUUCCCUACCAAUCUCCCUGGCCACAUAUUUUAUCUAAUGCCUUGUACACACGAUCGGAAUUUCCGUCGGGAUAAACUCUGACCGAUUUUUCUGACGGAAUUUCGUUCA